CACAAGCAUUAUGUAUGGCUUUGAUAUUUGUCUCAAACAGCAAAAACGCGAAUGCAGAAAGCCGUGGAUUAGCACUUGAAGAUGAAGUUGUCUCAAUUUACAGCAAAAACUUCACAAAUAUUCCCAAGGACAGGGAGCCAUUUUAUGUAAAGGUACAUCGAUGUGUACUCAACAUGACAGACGACGGUUACAAUGUUCCAGGUCUCGAAUAUUAUCCCCAACCCACAAAAAUGAAAGAAAUUGAGAUCGUCGUUGCUGAUUUAAAAAGCUACAAGAAGUUUUAUAAAUAUAUUGUCUACGAUCACAUUUCUUGUAACUGGAAGAAGUGGUUAGGCCAGCCAAUGAACUUUGAUUUACACAAGAACCUUACUUCAAACGAAAUUAACGAAACAGAAUUUAAAUCUAAGGUUAAAUACAAUCCACCAAACGUGAGAGGAUGUAAUGACUACUGCAAGAAUCAACAGCCACGUUUUAAUGUACACAGUGAACCCAUGGCAGUUAAUAUAGAUCAACUUUUCAUACCAUUCAAACAAUGCCUGCCUGGUUGCAAAGCAACAGAGAACAUUCGCAAUGCUAGCACGAAACUCAAAAAUGGACAUACAUCUUGCGCAUUCUUGCGCAUUCUAUAAGCAUUUAAAGAUCAUAAGACAUACAUCUUGCAAUCCUUGGAGCCCAUCUACGCAAUCACAAACCGAUAGCAAUUUACUGGCUGUUUUAAACAUCUCGAAAUCACACAGUUUGAAUAAACAUCAAAGGGGAAGUGAUGAAGGUAUGAAUCUCUAUGAUAUACUUGUAAGAAAAAACAAAGCAAAGUUA
Xenia sp. Carnegie-2017 is the source of this 816-nucleotide messenger RNA. RefSeq lists its product as uncharacterized. Lineage: Eukaryota; Metazoa; Cnidaria; Anthozoa; Malacalcyonacea; Xeniidae. The record is from RefSeq and is a predicted model, not a curated record. The transcript has 3 exons. Bases 15 to 629 code for a protein of 204 amino acids.